GGUUUUUUUCAGUCUGUUACUUAAUUUCCUGAUUUUCUAAAUAAAAUUGCUUCCUACUCAACGGGAUGGAUUAGGGGGAAGUGUAUUUAACGGUUGGCAACAUUUUGUUUAGAGUGCGAAAAUUCAAUUUUGAAGGCUUAUUUCGAGAAGCAAUAAUUUUCAUUUAAACAAUUAAACUCGUUAUUGGCAAAUAGCUUGCAAUGGCAGACACGGAAGUCAAAGAGCAGAAGGAAGAGCCGAAGAAAAUCGUACAUACUUACCCCUUAGUGAGGCACUCCGAUAUGGCGGAAGAGACCAAAGCUGAGAUAAUGGAACUGGUGGUAACGGCGUGUGAGAAAUUCUCCUCAAACAACGAGGCUGCGGCCAAAAUGGUGAAAGACGAAAUGGACAAAAAACUGGGGCCCCCAUUUCACGUCGUAGUAGGAGAGGAUUUCGGUUUCGAAAUCUCAUACGAAUGCUCCAACUUGCUUUACAUGUUUUUCGGGGGGAACCUAGCAAUAGUUAUUUGGAAGUGCUAAUCAACAACCCUGAUUAUCGGGUACAUUCGAUGUGCCUUCAGCUCUAAACUAGUCAAACACAUACAUUGAAACGAUAUGUUUAUUAGCAUAUAAAACCUAUGUAAAGUCAGUCAUAUUACAGUAAGUGAUUACGUAUUUUUGUAAUACAUAUUUGUCUAUAAACA
Dendroctonus ponderosae (mountain pine beetle) is the source of this 682-nucleotide messenger RNA. RefSeq names its product dynein axonemal light chain 4. Gene Ontology annotation, cellular component: dynein complex. NCBI's taxonomy places the organism in Eukaryota, Metazoa, Arthropoda, Insecta, Coleoptera, Curculionidae. The coding region runs from base 201 to 518 and encodes 105 amino acids. The transcript is spliced from 3 exons. Gene Ontology annotation, molecular function: dynein light intermediate chain binding; dynein intermediate chain binding. The record is from RefSeq and is a predicted model, not a curated record. Gene Ontology annotation, biological process: microtubule-based process.